AUGAAGGACGAAGACGAGGCCGCGGGUGGCCUCGAAGCAACUCCCAGAGGCAACGAAGUUUCCAACAAGGUCGAACUCGAGGCCGAAGCAAGCGAUGAGCCGCCCAAGGCUAGUUUUGGAACGCUGAUGAGGGUGUUUGCCUUUGGUCAACCCAAAGAUAGGAUGAUCCAGAUCGUUUGCGCCUUGGCCGCAAUUUGCAGCGGCGCCGCAAUGCCCUUGAUGGCGCUCGUUCUUGGCCGCCUGACUGCCAACUUUACGGACAAAGACGAACAGGCCUCGGUGGAUUUCAUGAAACAUGUGCGAACAAAUGCUGGCAGCCUUUGGUUUCUUUACUUGUUCAUUGCCAAGUUUACACUCGUGUACAUCUGGAGUUUUGGCUUUGGCUAUUCUGCCAAUCGAAUGGUGCAAGCUUUACGACUCAAGUGUCUGAAUCGUAUCCUACAUCGCAGUGUCACGGCCCACGAUGCUCAAACGCCGGGAGCUCUGUCGAAUGCAAUCACAAUCCACUGCAAUUCCAUUCAAUCAGCACUGUCCGAUCGAAUCGGAAUCAUGAUACAAGCUUUUGCCAUGCUCUUGGCCUCUUUUGCCGUCGCCUUUUCGCAGUCGUGGCAUCUCACAUUGGUCAUGCUGGGCCUCGUGUUCCUCACACUCGGCUUGAUCGGGUUCAUUGUGGGCAGUGACCAGAAGAUAGAAGCUGGGCUUCUCAAGAGAUACGCUGAUUGCAGUGCCAUUGCCGAAGAUGCUCUUGGAAGCAUCAAGACUGUCAUAGCUUUUGGAGCUGCUCCUAAGUUCUUGGCCAAGUAUGAGGCGAUCUUGGACCAAGCCCAGGCGGAUGGUAAAAAAAGAGGCUGGGCUAUUGGCUUCUAUCUUGGAGCAUAUUUGUACAAGAAUGGAAAAAUUACGGAUCCUGGAAGAAUUCUUUCCGUUUUUUUCGCCAUGUUGAUUGGCUUGGGAGCCAUUAUGGCUUUGGGUCCCAACAUGCCCUCCUUCAUCAAGGCCGUCGCUGCCUCUGGCGAUGUAUUCAAGAUCCUAGAUGACGCAGACCAAACAGAUAGUACCGUCGAUUCCAUUGCUUCGAGGCUCGACACGUGUAACGGCCAUGUGGAAUUGCGCAAUGUCUCGUUCUCUUAUCCAUCGCGGCCAGGCCAGAAAGCCCUCACGGAUGUUGACAUCGAAUUCACCAGAGGCACAUCAACAGCCGUGGUUGGACCAUCAGGUGCAGGAAAAAGCACGCUAAUCUCUCUUUUGGAGAGAUGGUACCAGCCUACAGCAGGAGUUCUCUCGUUGGAUGGUUACGACAUCACCACGGUUGACGCCAAAUGGCUAAGGAGCCAGAUCGCCCUUGUCCAGCAACCGCCACAGCUAUUUAAUGCAUCGAUAUUCGAAAACAUUACAUACGGCCUCAUUGGAACCGAACAGGAACAUGCGUCCAUUGAAGAAAAGAUGAGGCUGGUGGAAGAAGCAUGCCAAAAAGCUCGAGCGCUCGAAUUUAUCCACAAGUUACCAAAUUCAUUUGAUACUAUUGUUGGUGAUCAAGGUGGUCUCAUAUCUGGUGGAGAGAAGCAACGCAUUGCGAUUGCGCGUGCUUUGAUCGGACGGCGUCCCAUUCUCCUGAUGGAUGAGGCAACAAGUGCCCUUGACAAUGAGAAUUCCAAAGUCAUCGAGACCCUGAUGACAGCCUCUGAGGACAGAACAACCAUAUUUAUCUCGCACAAGAUUUCAUCUGCCAUGAAAGCCGACAGGAUCAUUGUCAUCGACAAAGGCCAGGUUGUAGAGCAAGGUACUCACGAAGAGCUCAUGGCCGGUAGUGGGCUUUACAAGCGGUUGCAUGAUGCACAGCUACAGGACGAGUCCGAACCUACCGAGUUCACGCCUGUUGAAAGUUCUUUAAUCGAGUUGAAUCCUUUGAUCAAAGGGCCGUCCGUUGAGCCAGACUCUUCCCCAACCCAUCUUGCAGAGAUUCCAGACAUCACCAAACGCUCACUCUUCUCUAACCUAUGCACCAUCGCCAAAGAGCAGAAGCGCUACUGGCCGGUCCUCCUCAUUGGCGUCCUCUCUGCUAUUGUCACGGCACAAAUCUUCCCGGUCCAGGCCAUUCUCCUCGGCAGAGUCCUUGACACCUUUCAAAACAACACCAGGCAGUCGCAGCAACUAUCCUCGGAUGCUAAUUUUUGGUCUCUUAUGUUCUUUGUUGUCGGCCUUGGUGCUCUCAUCUCCUACGCCGUCUUGGGAUUCUUCAUGACUUUGUUGGGUAUUCGCCUUACCAAAUUUUACCGCCUCGACUACUUCCGUGCCAUCCUCAGCCAGCGCAUUGAGUUCUUUGAUCGCGUAACAUCUGGUGCUCUAGUCUCGAGGCUCUCAACCGAUCCCGCGAAUCUUCACGAACUGAUUUCUGUCAAUUUCGGUCUUCUCAUCUCCAUCUUUGUGAGUAUCAUUAGUGGCAGUAUCAUUGCACUGGUCUUUUCAUGGAGACUUGCUCUUGUUGCCAUCUUUGGCGCCAUGCCCGUCGUCUUCGCUGCCGGUUUCAUACGCAUGACACUCGAUUCAUCUCUGGCAGAAGCAACGGCCAAGACUUUUGAGGAAAGUGCUCGAUUUGCAUCAGAUUCACUAUCGUCCAUUCGCACAGUCAAGGCAUUCACAAUGGAAACUAUUGUGCAAAAGUCGUAUGAACAACACCUAGCUCAAACAAUGAGAAAGCUGUCUCGAAAAACAGCCGCCAUCACCCUAUUCUUUGCCUUCUCAGAAAGUGCCGAGUUACUUGCAGCUGCACUGGGUUUCUGGUACGGAGGUAAACUGUUGAAAGAGGGGAAAACGUCGACGGAAGAAUUCUUUACGGUUUUCAUCGCCGUCAUUGUUGGUGGACAAGCCGCAGGUGCUCUUUUCGGAUUCUCUUCCAACAUAAGCAAGGCCAGCAUAGCUUCCAACAAUAUCCUCGGCAUCCGACGACAAGUUCAUGCGCCUGAAGAGCAAGCACCUUUGCUUGAUGUCGAAGGCGAAAAGGAUGCAAACGUCGUUGUUGAUUUCCGGAACGUCUCAUUUGCUUACCCAGCCCGGCCUGAAGUUACUGUACUGAAGAAUGUUUCGUUGCAGAUUUCGCAGGGGCAGACAGUGGCAGUCGUCGGUAGCUCUGGAUCUGGAAAGUCGACCCUGCUGGCUCUGUUAGAGCGAUUUUAUGACGCCAGAGCCGGGUCUAUCAAUGUGUUUGGGAAGCCUAUCUCAUCCGAAGAGGCAGAAUUGUACAGAAGGCGUUUGGCGAUUGUGCCUCAAGAGCCCACUUUGUAUCGAGGAUCGAUCCGCGACAACAUCACUCUUGGAGUGGACGAAGACAAAGUUAAGGAAGAAGACAUCAUCAGCGCGUGCCACGCCGCUAAUUUGACCGACCUGAUUGCUUCACUUCCGGAAGGUUUCAACAGUGAUUGCGGGGCGAAAGGUACUGCUCUGUCUGGGGGCCAGAAGCAACGCAUUGCGAUUGCACGUGCGCUUAUUCGAAACCCGGAGAUAUUGCUGCUAGAUGAGCCUACCAGCGCACUGGACGCGGAAUCUGAACUGCUUGUCCAAGAAACCCUCCAAAGUAUUCAAGGUGGCAGAACAAUGAUUCUAGUCACUCACCGACUGAAUACUGUCAAAACCGCAGACGUGAUCAUUGUCAUGGCUGCGGGUCAUAUCGUGGAGCAGGGCACGCAUACCGAGCUCAUGGCCCAACACGGCCACUACUUCAAGCUAUAUCAAUCUGCUCGUGGAGAGGAAGUUUAA
Messenger RNA from Trichoderma breve, 3753 nucleotides. Its product is annotated as ABC transporter transmembrane region domain-containing protein. Gene Ontology annotation, cellular component: membrane. Gene Ontology annotation, molecular function: ATP hydrolysis activity; ATP binding; ABC-type transporter activity. NCBI's taxonomy places the organism in Eukaryota, Fungi, Ascomycota, Sordariomycetes, Hypocreales, Hypocreaceae. The record is from RefSeq and is a predicted model, not a curated record. Gene Ontology annotation, biological process: transmembrane transport. Bases 1 to 3753 code for a protein of 1250 amino acids. The transcript has 13 exons.